This is a messenger RNA of Penicillium verhagenii, 1827 nucleotides long. RefSeq names its product RNA polymerase-associated protein. Bases 1 to 1827 code for a protein of 608 amino acids. The transcript has 4 exons. NCBI's taxonomy places the organism in Eukaryota, Fungi, Ascomycota, Eurotiomycetes, Eurotiales, Aspergillaceae. Gene Ontology annotation, cellular component: Cdc73/Paf1 complex. Gene Ontology annotation, molecular function: RNA polymerase II C-terminal domain phosphoserine binding; DNA binding. The record is from RefSeq and is a predicted model, not a curated record.
AUGGCGGACGAUUUGGACGAUGAGCUGCUGGCUCUGGCUGGUGGCUCAGAUGAGGAACACUCUCCUCCUCCAGAGGAUAAAAUCGACUCACCCUCGCAUUCAACUUCCUCUCACUCUCCACACCACUCCACCAUGGGUCGCAAAGGUACUGCUAAGCCCGUUCGUCGAUCCCGCAAGGCCGUCAGAGAUGAUGAUGAUGAAGAUGGCGAAGUAUCUGACGCUGAGUCCCAAAACUCCCUCCAGUCAGCCCCAAUGUCCGAAUCUGAUUCGGAAGCUGGGGCUGACUCCGAUGAAGAAGACCGUCCCAUCUUCCCUUACGACAAACUUUACUACUCUGGAAAAGAAAAGCAAGAGAUUAUGGCUAUGCCCGAAAUCGAGCGGGAGACACUGCUAUCUGAUCGUGCCCAACAAGUUGAUCGCCACAACCAGGAUCUCGCUCUACGUCGCCUUCUAGCUUCGCGUGAGCGUGAGGAAAAGCGUGCUGCUGCCAAGCAGGCCAAACGCAAGGCUGGCUCAGCAGGCCUCGACGAAAACCAGCGCAAGAGCUCUCGCCAGAAGACGACCUUGGGUGGCCGCAAAGUUGGAGAGACAUCUGCCGCCAUAGAUGCCUACAAGCGCCAGCGCGAGCAGAAAGGAAAGCGUGACGAGCAGCGCCGCCGUGACCCUACCUCAUCUCGCCGUCGAUCCCGUUCCCCUGGCUCCGGUCGGUCAGAUGAAGAUGGCGAAGCUGAAAGUGACCUUGAAUUGGACGACCGCGUUGGUCGCUCUCCUUCUAUCCCCAAGGACGACCCUCCUGCCGAACUCCGUGACCUGAACCGUGCUCGUGUCGGCCGUACAAAUUUCGCCCAGGUCUGCUUCUACCCCGGAUUCGAGCUGGCAAUCACUGGCUGCUAUGCCCGCGUCAAUAUUGGACCUAACAGCGAGACUGGUCAAAAUGAUUACCGUGUUUGCUUGAUCGAAGGCUUCAACCAGGGCAAGCCCUACGCUAUCGAGGGAUCGAAUGGCCGUCCAUUUAUCACUGAUCAGUAUGCCAAAUUGGCCCACGGCAAAGCUGUGCGAGAAUUCCCCUUCAUCGCUUGCUCAGACUCUGCCAUUACCGAUGCCGAGUACAGCCGUUAUAGAAAAACCAUGGCGGUUGAGGAUAUUAAGAUGGCCACCCAGACCAAGCUGGCUGGUAAAGUCACCGAUAUCAAUCGUCUGAUCAAUCACCGUUUCACUGCCGAGGAGCUGUCCGAGAAGCUCCGUCGACAAGGCGCUUUAGAUCAGAAGAGGAACGUUCGCAAGCGUUUCGAUCUGGAGAAGGAGUUGCAGACUGCCAAGAUCAAUGGAACUACCGAAGAAAUUGAAAAAUUGCAGAAGGAGCUCGAUGCCAUCGUCAGUCCCAAUCUUUCAUGGGGAACCACCAUGAACAAGCCAGUUGUGGAGAAACCACUCAGUGAAGCCGAGCGUGUUCACAUUAUCAACGUACGCAACCAGAAGCUCAACUACGAGAAUGUGCGCCGUGCUCAACUGGACGAGCGCAAGGCCGCCCGUAAGGCCGCAGCCGCUGUCGCUCGUGGCGAGGCGGUCGCUGAUCCAUUCAUGCGUGUACGCACCGUGGCCAAGACCCACCACGAUGUAUCUGAUAAGCCCCUGGAUGAGGUGAAGGUCGAAGAAGCUACUCCUACCGAAAUCAAGGAUUCUAAGCCUGCCACGGACAGCUCCAAGGCUUCCACUCCCAACCCUGGGUUCACCCCGAAGAAGAAGGGCGGCUUCAUGAUCAGCUACCGCAACACCGAUGAUGAAAACAUUGCCGCUUUGGAUAUGGACAUCGACAUCGAUAUCUAG